AUGCCAUACGAUAUCACAACUACCUCUGAUACCAGUGUCAAUGUCAAAAAGGAGAUGCCUCAUGUGAUUGAACCCGACCAAUCUGAGGGCGAGAUUAUUGGCAAAGUCCUUCUACAAGAGGACCAUGAGCGAGCCAUUCAAGGAGAUCAGCAUUUCCAUCGCCUUGGGUGGAAGCGCCUUACAAUAGUGCUCAUUGUUCAGUCAAUUGCAUUAGGCAGCUUGAGUCUUCCCGCGGCAUUUGCAACAUUAGGAAUGGUUGCAGGAAUUAUCUUGACAAUUGGGCUGGGGGUCAUUGCCAUCUAUGCCAGUUAUAUCAUCGGUCUUGUGAAGCUAAAAUAUCCUCACCUACCUCAUUAUGUCGACUUUGGCCGUCUCUUGCUGGGUGGUGCUGGUGACAAGAUCUUUGCUGUCGGCUUUGUGGCCCUGAUGACCUUGACAGUGGGAUCGCAUUGUUUGACCGGAAAACUCGCACUUGCUACCAUUACUGGGAGCAAUGUGUGCGCCCUCGUUUUCAGUGUUGUCUCGGCAAUCAUACUCUUCGCCUUUGCCGUUCCUCCUUCCUUCGCCGAAAUCUCCAUCCUGGGAUAUAUUGACUUUGUAUCCAUUAUAGUGGCGAUUGGGAUCAGCGUUAUUGCAACGGGUGUUCAAAGUCACGAGUCAACAGGUGCUUCGUCAUCGUGGUCGGCAUGGCCCAAGGCGAACUUGACAUUCAGCGAGGCUUUCGUGGCUAUCUCAAAUAUCGCAUUCGCCUACGCAUUUUCCUCCGCCCAGCCAUCUUUCAUGGACGAGAUGCACACCCCGAAAGACUUUACGAAAUCCAUAACGACAUUGGCAUCAACACAGAUGACUAUAUAUACUAUUACCGGGUCACUCAUAUAUGCAUUUGUGGGACAAGAUGUUCAGUCACCAGCACUGCUAUCCGCCGGGCCCCUUCUUGCGAAGGUCGCCUUCGGCGUGGCAUUGCCUGUCAUCUUUAUCUCUGGUUCAAUCAAUGCAACUGUUGCCUGCCGUUUCAUUCAUGGGCGUAUGUACCAGAAAUCGAUUGUUCGUUAUGUCAAUACUACCAAAGGAUGGGUGACCUGGUUGACGAUCGUGGCCUUGAUCAAUAUUCUUGCUUGGAUCAUUGCUGAGGCCAUUCCUUUCUUCUCGGAACUACUCUCAAUCUGCGGUGCCUUGCUUGUAUCUGGUUUCUCUUUCUAUGUACCCCCCUUUUUAUGGUUCUUUCUCCUGAGAGAAGGUUCUUGGUCUGAAAAACAAAACAUUCGCCAUGGUAUAUUGAACUUGAUCGUGUUCAUCGUCGGAAUUACCAUUUUCGGGUGCGGGAUGUACGCAAGUGUAACAGAGGUGAUCUCGAAAUUUCGUACGGGAUCUCUUAACCGUCCAUUCUCCUGCAACGCUGGAUGA
This is a messenger RNA of Penicillium manginii, 1404 nucleotides long. RefSeq lists its product as uncharacterized. NCBI's taxonomy places the organism in Eukaryota, Fungi, Ascomycota, Eurotiomycetes, Eurotiales, Aspergillaceae. Gene Ontology annotation, biological process: amino acid transmembrane transport. Gene Ontology annotation, molecular function: amino acid transmembrane transporter activity. The coding region runs from base 1 to 1404 and encodes 467 amino acids. The record is from RefSeq and is a predicted model, not a curated record. The transcript is spliced from 2 exons. Gene Ontology annotation, cellular component: vacuolar membrane.